AUGAAUACAGCCAUGACGGCAAAUAAUUCGGCACCUGAUGCCAUAUUGCCGGUCGCUGAAGAAUCUCCAAAUCCUCAGUCGUCGGCCGGCAAACAGGUUGCUCAGUUCCUUGACAGCGUAAAUAAUGGCGACGACAAUCGCAACUUCACGUUUGAAGAGGAAAAGCAGGUUCUACGACGCAUCGACAUGCGUGUCUUGCCCCUAUUACUAGGCGCUUACUUCUUUCAGCAGCUUGAUAAAUCGUGUCUCUCUUACGUAUCGAUAUUUGGACUAGUCGAGGACACGCAUCUUGUUGGCCAGCAGUAUUCGUGGCUGGGUUCGAUCCUAUAUCUUUCCCAGCUUGUGAUGCAGCCCUUGGCCGCGGUUUUGCUUGUAAAAGCACCCACAGGGAAGGUCAUUGGCACAGCUGUCUUUCUAUGGGGAAGCGCUCUCACGAUCACAGCUGCGUGUACGGAGUUCAAAAGCUUACUUGCAAUGCGUUUUAUUCUUGGGGCUUUUGAAUCUAUGAUUGCACCCUCUUGCAUCGCUGUAACACAAAUGUGGUGGCGGCGGAGCGAACAAACACUACGUGCAGCACUAUGGAACGGUAUGAAUGGUCUCACGUUUAUCAUUGGAAGCCUGUUCACAUAUGGCCUUGGCCAUAUACAGAGUGAUACUCUGUAUUCGUAUCAAACAAUAUUUAUGUUUUGCGGGCUAUUGACAAUUGUAUAUUCCGCAUUCGUCUUGUUAUUGAUGCCUGAUUCUCCAAUGGAGGCAAAAUGCCUGAGUGAUCGAGAGAAGUUUAUUGCUGUUCAACGUUUACGCGCUAACCAGAUGGGAAUUGUAUCGAGACAAUGGCGCUGGGAUCACGUAUGGGAAACCUUUUACGACUUGAAGACUUGGAGCUGGUUUUUUCUCAUCAUUGCCAUCUCAAUCCCGAGUGGCGGUAUCAGCAGCUUUGGUAGCCUCAUUGUCAAAUCAUUUGGCUAUACCAGCUUUCAAUCAAUCCUGUUUAAUCUUCCAUUCGGGGCAAUUCAGAUAGUUGCAAUAAUUGGAGGCGGGUGGGUGGCCACCCGUUUCAAGACAAAAGGGCUGGUGAUUGUAUUUUUCGCGAUUCUUGCGGCAAUCGGUACAAUCAUCAUGCUUGUCACUCCACGAGACAACAAGGGCGUCCUUUUGUUCGGCUACUACCUGGUAUCCACUAUGGCUGCGAUUACGCCGUUAAUUUACACAUGGGAGGCACAAAAUACGGCUGGUGAUACCAAGAGGAAGUGUACAUCAGCGGUUGUCCUUGUAGGAAUGUGUACCGGAAAUGUUAUUGGCCCCCAGCUAUACUCUCCUUCGCAGGCUCCAGAGUAUCGACCAGGUUUGAUUGCUAACUUGAUUAUGUUUGUUGUGGUGGCAAUUUUUGCAAUUCUCAUGGAUCUCUAUCUAGUCUUUCUCAAUAAGAAACACUCCCGACAAAGAGAAGCACUCGGCAAAUCGGCAGUCGUCGUUGAUGAGUCAAUGAUGACAAAAAAUAAGAUUGAGCCGAAUAAAGCCGUCGAGCUAGAGGAUGUCAAUGAGAUCCGCGAUCAGAAUGUGACCGACAAUGGGUUUUCAGACAUGACAGAUCUCCAGAAUGAGGACUUCGUCUAUGUUUAUUAG
Molecule: messenger RNA, 1626 nt
Organism: Penicillium waksmanii
Lineage: Eukaryota; Fungi; Ascomycota; Eurotiomycetes; Eurotiales; Aspergillaceae
Exons: 7
Coding region: 1-1626 (541 amino acids)
Biological process (GO): transmembrane transport
Cellular component (GO): membrane
Molecular function (GO): transmembrane transporter activity
Source: RefSeq, a predicted model, not a curated record